Molecule: messenger RNA, 1170 nt
Organism: Tauraco erythrolophus (red-crested turaco)
Lineage: Eukaryota; Metazoa; Chordata; Aves; Musophagiformes; Musophagidae
Source: RefSeq, a predicted model, not a curated record
AUGGGCACCUUUAAGGCACAUGAUGGUGAAUAUUUUUUAGAACCUCUGAUGAAAGCGGAUGGAAGUGAACAUGAAGAUGAACAUAACAAACCACAUCUUAUAUACAGGCAUGAAGAAACUAAAAAAAAGUAUCAGAAAUCCCAUAAACCUUGUGAAGCUUCAGAAAAAGAGUUGAAGAGCACUUUACUACAUCGAACUUUCAGCAGUUUAAAUGAAGAGAGCAAUGUUUUACAGAAGUCUCUCAGUUUAGAGUAUGCUUUAAAUAACCUGUCUAUAGAGGAUGAUGGUAAUCCACAUUCCAGGAAAAAACGUUUUCUUUCCUAUCCAAGAUAUGUAGAAGUGAUGGUUACAGCUGACACCAAAAUGGUUCGUCACCAUGGGCAGAAUUUACAGCACUACGUAUUAACGCUGAUGUCAAUAGUUGCAGCAAUCUAUAAAGAUUCAAGUAUUGGAAAUCUUAUAAAUAUAGUUAUUGUAAAAUUAAUUGUAAUUCACCAUGAACAGGAAGGACCAGCUAUCACUUUUAAUGCAGCUACCACUCUUCGUAAUUUUUGCUUAUGGCAGCAAGCACAAAACAAUUUGGAUGAUGCUCACCCUUCACAUCAUGAUACUGCUGUUCUUAUCACUAGGGAAGAUAUCUGCAGAGCUAGAGAGAAGUGUGAUACUCUUGGUUUAGCAGAGCUAGGUACAAUGUGCGACCCGCUGCGCAGCUGUUCUAUAAGCGAAGAAAAUGGAUUGAGUGCUGCUUUUACUAUAGCACAUGAGCUUGGACAUGUAUUUAAUGUGCCUCAUGAUGACAGUUUUAAAUGUAAAGAAGCUGGAAUUAAACAUCAAUACCAUGUGAUGGCUCCAACUUUAAAUUACCAUACAAGUCCAUGGACCUGGUCAAAAUGCAGUCAAAAAUAUAUCACUGAAUUUCUUGAUACUGGUUAUGGUGAAUGUCUCCUAGACAAACCUAGUGGAAGAAUAUAUGAUCUUUCCUCUCAGCUGCCUGGGUCAAUGUAUGAUGUCAACAAGCAGUGCGAACUUAUGUUUGGUCUUGGGUCACAAGUGUGCCCGUAUCUGAAACAGUGCAAACGCUUAUGGUGCACGAGCACAGAAGGGGUUCACAAGGGCUGUCGUACUCAGCACAUGCCUUUAGCUGAUGGAACGGUUUGCGGUGUGGGAAUG